Messenger RNA from Staurois parvus, 333 nucleotides. The record is from the annotation of a GenBank genome assembly. Lineage: Eukaryota; Metazoa; Chordata; Amphibia; Anura; Ranidae.
CGGGUCGGUAGCAAACAGGGUACCAGGAGCGAGCGGAAGAGUGGUCAGGACAGGCGGAGGUCUUUCAGAGUCAGGAUCAGGCAGGAAGCAGACAGGAUGCAGAGUCAGGAUCAAAGGAUGAUGCAGGUACAGGGGCUCAUGGAAAACAUACACCAAGGCACUGAUCACAGGCCUGGUCCUGUUUAAAUACACCUCCUGCAAUCAGCCUCAGGUGAUGGCCUGAUUGCAGGAGUGAGAUUCUGGCUGCUGAGAGCACCCGCUGGCCAGCCUUGGUACUGCAGCCCACAAGGCAGGUGAGUCCCACCACCAUUGGCGAGUCCAUUCCUGACAUCA